This is a messenger RNA of Spea bombifrons (plains spadefoot toad), 3720 nucleotides long. RefSeq names its product chordin (gene CHRD). The record is from RefSeq and is a predicted model, not a curated record. Gene Ontology annotation, biological process: multicellular organism development. Bases 273 to 3104 code for a protein of 943 amino acids. Lineage: Eukaryota; Metazoa; Chordata; Amphibia; Anura; Pelobatidae. The transcript has 23 exons. Gene Ontology annotation, molecular function: protein binding.
AGUAACUGAGAGACAGCUGCCUGCAGUGACUGGGGAUCGGAGAGAGUGACCCCCACGGGCUGCUGGCAUAGUUUACGGGGCAGGGGACCACUGAGACUGUGUCACUGGCACAUGGAGAGCGGACCUGAGUGACAGCCAUACACUGAGUGCGAUCCCAGACCGGGGCUCAGGAUCAGUGACAGCCGGACAGGACCGCGGUGAAAGCCUACAUAGCGUUAGCAGAUUGGGGAUCCGAGGUGUGUCUGCGAGCUGCUGCCGGGUACCGGGAGAUCAUGGAUGUGUCCGGUGUCCCUUUGCUCCUCAUGGUGGCUCUCUGGAUACUGGGGGCAGAAGCAUCUCGUCCCAAAAGCCUUCUUCCCAUCCAACCCGAGCAGGAGCCCUUACCGUCCAAAGCCCAAACAGGUUGUACGUUCGGAGGGAGGUUUUAUUCCUUGGAGGAUUCAUGGCAUCCAGAUCUAGGAGAACCAUUUGGAGUCAUGCACUGUGUGCUGUGCUACUGUGAAGCGCAGAGAAGCCGUCGGGGAAAGCCAUCGGGGAAAGUCACCUGCAAAAACAUCAAACACGACUGCCCUGCUCCCUCUUGUACUAAUCCCAUCCUACUUCCUGGACACUGCUGCAAGACGUGCCCUAAGGUUCCUUCUCCAUCUCCCGUGAAGAAAGAAUUCAUUUUUGAUGGGUAUGAGUAUUUUCAAGAAAAGGAUGAUGACCUUUAUAAUGAUCGCUCUUAUCUGAGCUCAGAUGAUGUCACAGCCGAACACAGUCGAACAGAGUAUGUGGCCCUGCUUACAGCCCCGAGCAAUGUGUGGCCCCCUGUAACCAGCGGUGUUGCCAAAGCCAGAUUCAACCUGCAGCGUUCUAACUUGCUUUUCUCCAUCACUUACAAAUGGCUUGAAAGACUGUCACGUGUUCGCUUCUCUGAUGCUGAAGGCAAUGUGUUGUUUGAGCACCCAGUACACAGAAUGGGAUCCCCACAGAGCGACACGAUCUGCGGGAUGUGGCGAUCUGUCCCCCGUUCGUCUCUGCGUCUACUUCGAAUGGGUCACAUUGUGGUUUCAUUAGUGACAACAACUCUUUCUGAACCUGAAAUUUCUGGCAAGAUUGUUCGCCACAAAGCUUUGUUUUCAGAAUCUUUCAGUGCCCUCCUAACACCAGAAGUUCCUGACAUGGCAGGGGGUGGUGGACUUGCCAUGCUGACGUUAAGUGAUGUAGAUGACAAUCUGCACUUUAUCCUUAUGCUCCGAGGACUGCAAGGAGAACAAGACAGGAUUCCGAUACUUGUACAAAUCCUGCAUCAGAACCAUGUGAUUCGCGAACUCCAUGCCAACAUGACAGCUCAGGACUUAGACUUCGCUGAGGUCUUGCCAGACCUGUCCAGCCGAGAGAUGAUGUGGUUGGCUCACGGAAAGCUUGAGAUUGCUGUGCAGGCAGAGGGAAAGAUCGGACAGCGCUUAUCAGGUUCCAUCACAGUCCGUAAAUCGUGUGACACACUGCAGAGUGUGUUAUCGGGUGGUGAUGCUCUGAACCCAACCAAAACUGGAGCUGUUGGUUCUGGGACUGUUACACUCCAUGAGAAUGGGACAUUGGAAUAUCAGAUCCAGGUUGCUGGUGUCAUGAGUACGGUGACCGCAGUCACUUUGGAGACUAAGCCCCGCCGAAAGACCAAACGCAAUGUUCUGUAUGAUUUGACCAAAGACUAUCAUGAUGGCAAGGUAUGGGGACUCUGGGUAGAUGCUAAUGCCCGUGACCUUCACAUGCUACUUCAAAGUGAACUGUUUUUCAACGUGGCAACAAAUGAUUACCCAGAAGGAGAACUAAGAGGACAGAUAACUCCUCUGCCAUACAGUGGCUUGUGGGCCCGAUAUGAGAAACUCCCGGUUCCACUGGCUGGACAGUUUGUGUCGCCCCCUCUCCGAACUGGAUCUGCAGGUCAUGCAUGGGUGUCUCUGGAUGAGCAUUGCCACCUGCACUAUCAGAUUGUAGUGACGGGUCUGGGACGUGCCGAGGAUGCUGCUCUGAAUGCACAUCUGCAUGGCUUUGCUGAACUGGGAGAGGUCAGCGAGAGCUCCCAGGGACACAAGAGGCUGCUGAAGGGCUUCUAUGGUUCAGAGGCCCAGGGUAGUGUUAAGGACCUUGAUUUGGAACUGUUUGGUCAUCUGAACCGAGGAACCGCAUUUAUCCAAGUGAGCACCAAGCUGAACCCAAGAGGAGAGAUUCGGGGUCGGGUACACAUCCCUAACACGUGUGAGUCUGGUGGAGUGUCUUUGUCUCCAGAUGAAUCCGAGUACGAGUAUGAGCUAUACGAGGAGGGUCGCCAGAAAGACCCUGAAGACCUACGGAAGGACCCUAGAGCUUGCUAUUUUGAAGGUCAACUGAGGGCUCACGGUUCUCGAUGGGCACCGGAUUACGACAGGAAGUGCUCUGUGUGCAGCUGUCAGAAACGCACUGUGAUCUGUGACCCUAUUAUAUGCCAACCUCUGAAUUGCUCCCAGCCUGUCCACUUGUCUGACCAGUGCUGCCCAGUGUGUGAGGAAAGGAAAGAGAGCAAAGAAUUGAAGAAACCCGAAAGGACCCGAGUAGCAAAUGAGGGCUGUUAUUUUGAUGGUGACCGAUCAUGGAAAGCAGCUGGCACACGUUGGCAUCCUGUGGUUCCUCCUUUUGGACUGAUUAAAUGUGCAAUCUGUACUUGCAAGGGCUCCACUGGCGAAGUGCAUUGUGAGAAGGUAACCUGCCCAAGGCUCACCUGUGCCAACCCUAUCCGUGCUAACCCAUCUGACUGCUGCAAACAAUGCCCAGUGGAAGAACGGAGCCCACUGGAAUUAUCAGAUAGCAUGCAAUCAGAUGGUCCUCGGUCAUGCAAAUUUGGACGUCAUUGGUACCCAAACAAUGAGAGGUGGCAUCCAACUGUGCCCCCUUUUGGAGAGAUGAAGUGCAUCACAUGUGCUUGUGUGGAUGGUGUCACUCAGUGUCAAAGACAGGAAUGCACAGCUGCUUCAUGUACUACUGGAAAGCGUGACAACAAGUGCUGCCCCAAGUGCAAAGAUGCAAGUCAAGAUGAGGAAGACAAGGUGAAAUCAGAAGAGCCAAGAAGUACAUGGAGUUAUUAGCCUUAUGGACAAGAGAGACAGGAGGACUGAAAAUUCAUGCCCACACUGACACACCUGGGUGCUCUCUCAAUAGUUUUGUCCCAUGCUGUGAUGCCAUAGCUCUAGUGUCUCCUGUUUUAUUUUCUUGGACACUGUGAGGACGUAGGAUCCAAUGGAACCAAAAUGACAUGACUCCUGUGAGUCCAUCUUUCAAAACUCUCAGCCCGCUCUGAUAGAAGCUGCUCCCAAUCGAGGCUUACCAGGAUUUCAAGGAUAAAAAUCUGCUUUGCUGAGAUAAUCAGCAGGAUCACUGAAACAGCAUGCGGGGCUGUAAUAUGCUGAGCAGAUGUGGAUGUAAUGACCUGCUCUGCAGGUCAGGAUGAAAAUUUUUAAGUGACAGACAAUUGCAUUGUGACUGUGGAGAAGGCGGUGUGUGUGCACAUGUGUUUCUUUAUAUAGUUAGUGUGGGUGUUAUAUAAUAAGCGUAUGAACACACACACAUCUCUCCAGUCCCCGUGCACACUUUGGGGAAACUUGUCUUGUACUAUUUAUGAUGUUUUUUUAGUGGGUACCACCACUACAUUAAUUAUUAAGGAUGGUCGUAUUUAUUGAAUGAAAAUAAACUACAGAAAAAAUA